UAGUAUAAAGGGAUAAUAAAGAGUAAGUUUUUGCUUAUAUUACAACGUAUUUUUAUUUUUAAACAUGAGUAAAAGCUCGAAAGGGAUGCUGGUGGACCAUUUUCCUUUAAUAUGAGCUGGUUUUGAUUGUUAGUUCUGUUCAGCAUAGAAUACGUGAUUGAAAUAUCAUCAUAACGGUCUUCCUGUGUUGUAAUUGACGGGCGAGUUGGAAACUGGACACUAAAUAAGUCGUGCAUGAGAAAGCAAAGCAUCAUUUCAAGUCAUUUCGUACGGAAGUAUCAACAUCCUGUAAAAUCUACACAGAUUUAGAUUGUAAUUGUUAACAGUGGAUGAAAAAUGAUCGAAUUUAACAGAAUGACAACUUUUUUCUUCUUCAUUAUACUUGUCGAGAUUGUUGAUACAACCAAUUAUUGCCCUCUAAAUAAUUACUAUAUCAAAGACAAUCCUGCAAGUCCUUGCCUUCCGUGUCAAGAUUGUCCUCAUGGCCUAGGCCUUGUACCUCCAUGUGGUAGUGAAUUGAAGAAAGCAGAUGUUCUUCAGAUUGACUGCAAGCCAUGCAUCUCGGGUCAGUCUUAUUCCAAUAAGCACAGUCCAGAGUCGUGCAAGUCUUGUAAAAUAUGUAGUCGACACGAAAUCGUUAAUAGUGAAUGCACCACUGAGGCAGACACAAACUGCUCAUUCACAUGUGAGAAAAGUUACUAUUUUGAUAAGAAAACGCACAACUGCCAACCAUGUUCACGCUGUUGUAAUGAUACUAAAGACUUGGUGGAGUCUGAAUGCAUAGCUCAUGGGAUGCCAGAGACUCAUCGCUGCUCUGUACAUCGAGCUUUGGAUUGCACUCCAAAAACUACCCCAGGGAAAUCGAGACCACCAUCACCAUCACCAUCAACGACAGCGACAACGACAACAACAGUAACAGCAACAGCAACAGCAACAACAACAUCGAUAGCAACAACAAGCAUUGUUGGAGGUUCACUCGGUGCGGUGGCAUUUAUUCUUAUCACAGUGAUCGCCGCAUAUUGUAUCAAAAAGCGGUUUCGCCGUCAACCAAGAAAUACACCAUGCCAACGCGAAAUGCAAACCCAUUUUGAAAACCGAAUUGUGGACAGCCCCUCAUUUGUAUGCAGUACGUGCACUUUUCUUCAUAACGAAUUAAGUUUACACUUAAUGCUGAAUACUCCGCAGAAAGAUUAUCGUGAAGGAGAAAAAUGCGUUAUUUCCUGUCAAAUGCAGUGGAAUAAAGCAAAUCAAAAUGAAAUUUCGGAGGAAAAUAUUCUCGUUUUUACUUGGUACAAAGAUGGCGCCAAGCUAGACGGCCACGAUCAUCUCAUGGAAUUAACACUCGAGACAUUGAAAGUCAGUGACUUUGGGACUUAUGAACUCACUGCAGAAUGUAGUAAGCAUCUGGAUGGACUAACAAACAGUACCAAGACUAAAUCGGAGUCGUUGUUUCUGGAUGUUCUGCCUGGACCUGGAAGAAGAUACAAAAAGCUGAAAGAUUUGCCUCCUCAAACCGUCAAAGAAGAUAUUAUUGCAUAUCACUUAUCGACCAAGACCCCUGGGAUUGGAAAUUGGAAGAGAGUGGCUGAGCUUUAUGGAAUACCUAACGAGGGUAUUAAACGCAUUGACCCAAGAAACAAAGAGGAUGGAGAUUAUGGUUCUGCAAUAAACACUCUUGAAUAUAUCGAAUCAUCCUCCCCUAAAGAGACAGUCUACAAUUUUUGCAAAUGUUUAAAAAAGAUUAAGCAGAAUGCAAUAGUGGAGAAAUUGGAGGAUUACUUGGUAUGUGAAGAUAAAGGACAAUCUGAAUGCUGAAGCUCCCAAUGGCCGACAGUUGAUAAAAUCGAUUCUGAAACAUCGAAGGAUGAACAAGAAGAGUCUGGGUUCAAACAAGGUAAUGCCGUCACUUAGAGAUGGUUUUCUCUGGCCAAAAGAACGGAGCCUACAAGGACGAGGGCUGCAUCCCAGGUCAAGCAACAGAACGAAACACUGAAUUGAACAGUGUCGACCCCUCCCCUCCAAUGAAAAUCCUGGAUACGCCCAUGUGACUGUAAAUCAUCAUCCACUGCAGCGAUUUAAUUAUUUGUUUUCUUUUUUGCGAGUAAUCGGCUCGUUAGUAUAGCUGUUUAUGUAGCGCCCCAAGUGUGUUCGCCAGUUUCAGCCACUUGUAAACCUAAUAAUGUAUUCAGUUUGACUUUCGUUUGUAGCAGUGGCUUUGUCAACGCUUUGGUGAGUUUUAUGUGAUUUCAUUUAGUUUCAGACAGGACGCCAAUGUGUAAUUUCGGUAGCGUAGACUGCGUAGAUGCAUUUAUAUUCACUUGCGCCCCUGUCACUUUAAACCAGAGUCUCCAUCGCAAACUUAAGCCUACAGCGAUUGUGUCAAGUUUCAGGUACAACACUAACAUGCAAAACCGAAUUCGGGC
This is a messenger RNA of Exaiptasia diaphana, 2423 nucleotides long. RefSeq lists its product as uncharacterized. Gene Ontology annotation, molecular function: death receptor activity; coreceptor activity; nerve growth factor binding. The record is from RefSeq and is a predicted model, not a curated record. Gene Ontology annotation, biological process: Rho protein signal transduction. The transcript has 3 exons. The coding region runs from base 337 to 1815 and encodes 492 amino acids. Gene Ontology annotation, cellular component: cell surface; plasma membrane. Lineage: Eukaryota; Metazoa; Cnidaria; Anthozoa; Actiniaria; Aiptasiidae.